AUGCCGACGCCCGGGUUCAUCUUGGAAUCGUCGGAUCUUAGGAUCGUCACUACGCGAUUCCCUCGAGGGCCCAUGGAGGGGCGUUAUGUCACUGGACUGCAAGGCCGAUGCGCCAGGCAGUUCCACCUGGUCAUCAACGCACAACAAGGCACGAGCAGGACGAUUGAGGCGGGAGAACAUUGGAUGAUCCGCUGGGACUAUGACCCGGAGAAAGGACCCCAUGUGAAUGCUUCGUUUGGAACGUCGAACGCCACCAAGUUCGCCUUCAAGCCGGUCCCGAGGCAUGCAGGACAGAGAGACGAUGAUCCAUACUGGGAGGCUAUCCUCGACCAGUCUCGAUCCAUCGCAUUUGACAAGCACAGGACCGACUCGUACCCGAUCGAUGCGAAGCAUUUGGCAGAACGGUGGAUACAUCGAUAUUGGGGACCUGCCCCAAAUUGGACAGCACAGAUCCACAGAUAG
This is a messenger RNA of Exophiala spinifera, 462 nucleotides long. RefSeq lists its product as uncharacterized. The record is from RefSeq and is a predicted model, not a curated record. Lineage: Eukaryota; Fungi; Ascomycota; Eurotiomycetes; Chaetothyriales; Herpotrichiellaceae. Bases 1 to 462 code for a protein of 153 amino acids. The transcript has 2 exons.